Molecule: messenger RNA, 1680 nt
Organism: Zasmidium cellare ATCC 36951
Lineage: Eukaryota; Fungi; Ascomycota; Dothideomycetes; Mycosphaerellales; Mycosphaerellaceae
Exons: 3
Coding region: 1-1680 (559 amino acids)
Biological process (GO): intracellular iron ion homeostasis; positive regulation of transcription by RNA polymerase II; intracellular copper ion homeostasis
Cellular component (GO): nucleus
Molecular function (GO): copper ion binding; DNA-binding transcription factor activity, RNA polymerase II-specific; RNA polymerase II cis-regulatory region sequence-specific DNA binding
Source: RefSeq, a predicted model, not a curated record
AUGGUAGUAAAACCAGACGGUACCAAAUGGGCCUGCCAGUCAUGCCUGAAAGGUCACCGAGUUAGUGGCUGCACCCACACUGAUCGCGAGCUGACCCUCGUUCCCAAGAAGGGUCGUCCGGUCACACAGUGCCAACACUGCCGCCUCGAGCGCAAGAAACGCUCCGCCCACGUCAAGUGUGACUGCGGCGAGGCGGAAAAGCCGCAUCAUCCCAAGGAGAAAUGCAUCCACCUGCGUGAAGCCGAAGAGCGCGCAAAGGCUGGCUUCAGCGAACCUCUGAAAAAGGAAGAUGCCCAUCACCUGAUUGCGGUCGCCGAGGAGCAAGGCUGCUGUUGCCAUCACGGCGGCAAAUGCUCAUGCUCGCUCAUCAAAAAGGAGCCGUCCAGCGAUGGCGGCACGCCUCCUCACGGUCCUGCUGUGCCUAAACCGCGACUCGAGACGACCAAGUCGGAUGGAUCUCUCACCGUCUUUGCCAACGGGCACCACAAACCCGUCCACAAGAGAAAUCACGCCGCCCAUGAGUGUGGUAUGCCGUACAAGAUGCCCAUGCCAAGAGCGCAGACCGAACAAAACAUCAACACCCAGGCUCGCCGCUCCGUAGACAGCCUGGCACUCGACAGCAACAUGCCAUGGAACCCUGCUGCCAUGAUUCAACAAGCCAAAGCAUCUCAACACAAGGAGCGCCGCAUGUCAAAAUCCGAACAGCCGUCGCCCAAACAGCCCCCACUCUCCGGCUGCAGUGGUGGUCUCUCCGAUAACAAGCUUUCUUCCAUCGACUUUAGCAGCCUUGGACCCAUUCAAACUAACCAAAGCUACGAUUCAGCCGCCAGCGACAAUGCAUUCCCGCCUCUUGAUCCCAUGUCGGGUAUCACGGAUGCUUCUUACGAUCCGUGGUCCGCCUUCCCUUCUGCCGACUCCAACGUCCCCAACAACAACCCCUUUGGUGUGUGGGCCACUGCCUUUGAUUUCAGCAAUACCGCACAGCCUGCGCUGACUGCAGCGUCUUCAGGCACGCAGUCCGAAAUCGAUGAACUGCCAACCAUGGAUGACCUCUACGGCUACCCAAUGCCUAGCAUCCAAGAAGAUAUGGGAAGCUUUGGUGAUGACAUGGCCGGUGGUGAUUCAAACAGCAACCGCCGCAGCCUGCCUCCCAAUUUCUUCGGUAACACCGACUUCACCAUGCCUGACUUGGCCAAUGACUGGCAGACUCCCGUCAACGGCUUGCCUGGCUCUGAUGAUGGCAAGUCAAAGUCGUUGGUCGAUGAUCAGUCACUCGGCUUGCCUGAAGCUUGGAAUACACCUACCAUGCCGUCGAUGACCAGCAUCGCUCAGCGCCCGGCAGUGCCAACCUCAAACCCAGGCCGUCCUCAGUCGCAUUCUGUCGGUCCUGGCAGCGCACCCAACGAUGACAUGAUCAGGUCGCUCUUUCCUGAGUUCGAUUUCGAGAACGCCAUGCUCGAAGGCAACAGCCCUACUGCAAUGGAGUCCUCAACCAAGAGAAUGGGCGGCAUGGCUAUGAACACCUCCGCUGAUGUCGGUCCCAUGGACGAGACCACCGCCUUCACCACCCAACCCUGGAGCGACGGUUCCCUGAGCGUUCCAGCCGACAACUUCACCAGUCCCUACAACCUCGACCAGGACUUUUCAAGUCAAGAUUUCACCGGCAACUGGUAUCAAUAA